Molecule: messenger RNA, 289 nt
Organism: Oppiella nova
Lineage: Eukaryota; Metazoa; Arthropoda; Arachnida; Sarcoptiformes; Oppiidae
Source: the annotation of a GenBank genome assembly
UGAUGAAAUGAAUCCCAAAUACAAUAUGAUUGAUAUGUUGAGCGCUGAGAACGCGGCCCUCAAGACUGAGUUAGAUCUCUAUUACAAGAAAGUUCUUAAACUUCAAAAAAUCAGCGACUCCUUAGACGACGGAGAACUCAAAAAAGAAAUUGGAAAAAGAGAUGUUCUCAUCGCACAACUGCUCUCUCAAAACAAAGAACUUCUGAAUGAGAAAGAAAGACAAGAAAUUGAAUUACAGGCACAGAGAUUGACACUUCAGGAGCAGCGCAAUCAUAUCGACAUUUUGGAC